AUGGCAAUCAGCAAGAACAGGAAGAAAAGGAUCAGGAAGCGGCAGCGGCUUCAAGCCGAAGCUGAAGUGUGCAAUUCAGAGACGGUGGAAGCUGGAGCAUGUGGCAGCUCAGAGACUUCGAAAGAUGGAAGGGAGGAGCAAACCCUUGAUGGGGAUCAAGCUCCUGAUGUGGAUCUUUUGAGAGAGCUUCGAGAGGAGCUUCGUCAAGUUAGAGGUGAUUUGCUCCUGUUGAGCAAGUCCAACAAAGGCUUCUUGAUUCAACUCCGCCGGGCCCACAGCUCCAACGCAGCCCUUCAGAAGAAGCUAGACGACAAGAGCCGGAUGUUUGAGAAAGAGCAAGAGUUCAAUGCAGCUCUUGUGGAUGGCUUCCGUCAGAUCGGUACACGGACAUGCACCGAAGCUUCUGGCAGGUAUGAGACAGUUGCUUGCUGGGAGUAUCUGGAGCGAGAGCCAGACUCAUGGAGACGAUAUCUCCCGGAUGCGGAACAGUCCAUAGAGGAAGCGCUGACUAUCAGUGGAUCGGGCUUCAGGUGUUUCAUCAACUUCUCUGCCAUGACGCAGACAAAUGUGGAGACAAGAAAGAUGCGUGCUAUACGCAGACGAGAAAUUCCGUUGCACGCCGAUGCCGUGCUCAAGAUGACAACCGAAACCCAGCACUUGCGUGGAGAGAACCAGCACUUGAACGCGGUCCUUCGCAAGAAGGCUGACGAGAUCCACGAACUGGAAGAUGACUUUUUCGGACAGGCAAAGACAUUGCAAGAUCAUUCUUUCAAUUCCCAGCUUCCCCCGAAGCCGCUGGAUGAGUCGGCGAGGAGUUGGUUCACCCCUCAAAUCAGAAUCUCUGCCUUCAAGUGCGAGGUCCAGCCGGGCUGGGUCGACAUGAACGAAUACCUGCUUUAUCACGGGGACUACUUUGUGCAACACAGAGCAAAUCGCUAUCCGACUCAUGCAGAUGUGGCGCAGGAUGAGGUCAAUCCCGAUGACAGGACCGCAGAGCUUCAGGCCAUCCACCAAGCUUUCCAGAAGGACAAGCGCAGCUAUUGCGACGAGUCUUUCCCUCCAACAAAACAGGGGCGCGUCUCGAGGUGGUGCAGGCCUCAUGAAAUCGGUGCCCACGACGACCGCAUCCUUUGGCGUCGCGAGGACUGGCAGCUCUUCCGUGGCACUCCCAGUGCCGAUGACGUCCAGCAGGGCGAGUUAGGAGACUGCUGGUUCCUCUCUUCGCUGGCUGCCAUGGCCGAGUUUCAGGGCGGCAGGCUGGUGCAGAGGUUGCUCCCGGAUCAGCGUCAGUUCAGUCGAGCUGGGGCCUACCUGGUGCGACUCUGGCUUGGUGGCCGCUGGCGGGAUGUCAUUGUCGAUGACCGCCUGCCAUGCAUCGGCAAUGGUUUCGGGACGUACACGCAGCUGGCGUAUUGUGCGACAGGGAAAUGUCAACUCUGGGCCAGCAUCAUUGAAAAGGGCUUCGCGAAAGCCUGUGGCUCCUACGAGGCGCUAGCUGGCGGGGAGGCCGAGGAAGCGCUGACGAUCCUCACCGGCUGGCCCUGCGAAGCCAUCCAGUUUGAAAAAGAGGAGUUUGAUGCCGACAUCCUAUGGGCAACGGUCUGCACGUCCAGAGAUGCGAAGUUCCUCAUGACGGUAUCUACACGGUCCAACAAGUCUCGAAGUGAGGAGGACAUUCGUGCAGCCGGGCUCGUUCCGAACCAUGCAUACUCUCUCAUCGAUGUUUUCGACGUACUGGACAGUCGUGGGGACAGGCUACGCUUGCUAAAGAUCCGGAAUCCCCACGCCAAGGAUCGAUGGCGCGGCAGCUGGUCCGAGACGAGCCACUUGUGGACUCCUGAGCUUCGUGAGCAGCUGGGCUGCCAGAAAGCCAGUCAGGCUGGCAUGUUCUUCAUGUGCUUUGGCGACUUUUUGAGAUGGUUCGAGCGCUGCACCAUCUGCAAGGUGCGAAGUGACGGCUGGCACAAGGUUCGAAUGCCGACAGAACUACCUGGCAGCUUGGUCCUGCCCAGCUCAGGCUGGCUGCUCACUGUUUCCGAGACCACAGAGUGCUGCCUGACCGUCGCACAGCCACAGGAUCGCGCCAAACCUGGACCAUUGUUCCGAUCAUUGAACUUGGGCCCGAUCGUCGUGGCUGGAUUCGUCCUGGUUGAAGCUUCAAGCCCGCAGAAGCUCAGCGUGGCUGCAGUCGGCCACCCUCGCUCCAGGGCUGUGGUAUCUGCCGACUGCUGGCUGAAGCCAGGCGUUUCCUACUUCCUGCUGCCGCUGAGCCUGCACGAGAACACGGUCAUGCCGGUGGUCUUCUCCUGCUUCAGCCGCAAAGCAGUGCAGAUCAAGGAGCACACGUUCUCCGAAUCGGCCGUGCUGGCUUCGUGGGGUGCCUUCAUCAAGUCAUCGGAUCCAUCGCCGGACAACUUCCAUGGCGCAAAGGUCUACACGGCCAAGAGUGGAGGUGGCAUGGUCGCUUGCAUGGCCGAGAACCACAGCCGUGGUCACUUUGCAGCCGAGUUGACCUUCAACAGCAUUGAGGAUGGCAAACUCCUCUUCUCAAGGCGCAGCGGGAUCACCAAAGAUUGGGUCGCGCCGGGACAGGCUCAGAUCCUGCAGGUGGUGCUGCCGCAAGGCUGGGGUGGGGGCUGGCGGAGCAACCAGCGCUACGAGAUGCGAUUCGUACGGUCGGGCCAGGCCCUGAACACGCCGGACCUCGGCUUCGGCUGUGCAAAGCUGCACAAGCCCUUCAGUCUCUAUGCUGGACAGGCAAAAGCUGGAGGCCAAGCCAGAGAGGUGCUUAACAAAUGGCUGCCGUGGUGA
Messenger RNA from Symbiodinium sp. CCMP2592, 2811 nucleotides. The record is from the annotation of a GenBank genome assembly. Lineage: Eukaryota; Dinophyceae; Suessiales; Symbiodiniaceae.